Puccinia graminis f. sp. tritici CRL 75-36-700-3 is the source of this 841-nucleotide messenger RNA. RefSeq lists its product as uncharacterized. The record is from RefSeq and is a predicted model, not a curated record. NCBI's taxonomy places the organism in Eukaryota, Fungi, Basidiomycota, Pucciniomycetes, Pucciniales, Pucciniaceae. The transcript is spliced from 2 exons. The coding region runs from base 1 to 840 and encodes 279 amino acids.
AUGGACUUGUUUCAACCCAUCCAUCCCGAAUGUCCCCGGCGCUUGUUCCACGCUCUUUCGUUCCUUCAAUCACUUGAUCUCCAACAUCUAACCAAGCGGAGUUUCUUACCAGCACUCAAGGAUGCCCAAACGAUAGCAGAAAGUAGCAAGACAGCGGCGGCCACAGCCUCAGCGAGCAAGCAGCUACUCUCUCUUGAAGAACACUCUCCAGUCCAUCAAGCGGACGUGCUCUCUUCACUGCAUCAUGAACCUGUCGAGCAAAAGAAUCUACCUCCCAUCAACAAACAACAACAACACCAAGGGCAGCACGAUUCGUCUCUCGUCGAUCACCCCCACACUCCUUCAGACUCACAAAAAGAAUCCACCCAAUUUCUGCCUCCCAUCGACCAGCAUAUUUCAUCGGAAACUUCUCAUGACAAUUCUCUUGCCGGCCAUAGCCCCACUAAUCCUUCAAGUCCAUCCAAACCGAAUCUAGAAAAACAACCAACUUCCAACGAGCUUUCACAAAUUUCUCCUGGCAGCCACGACCCCUCUUCUUCAAAACCACCCAAAUUGAACAUAGAGAAAGAAUCGAGUGAAUUUUCUCCCACCAACGAGCAUUCAGAAAUUUCUCCUGCUCAUUCUCCUGCCAGCCACGACCCCUCUUCUUCAAAACCACCCAAAUUGAACAUAGAGAAAGAAUCAAGUGAAUUUUCUCCCACCAACGAGCAUUCAGAAAUUUCUCCUGCUCAUUCUCCUGCCAGCCACCCCUCAACUCCUUCAACACCAGGUAAACCAAAUCUUGAAGGACAGUCAAGCGGCAAAUCAUCAAAGGGUCGUUUAAGCGCCCUCAGGAAAUAGU